CGCGUUUAGUGUUAGUAUAAUUAGAUUCCGAAUUAUGUCGAAUUCCUUCCAACAACUUAGCUCCCUAACGCUGGUCGCUGCAGAUACAGCAGAUUACAAUGCUAUCAAGAAAUACGAUGUCACAGAAGCCACGACUAAUCCAACCAUAAUUUUACAAGCAGCAAUUUUACCGCAAUACCAACAUCACCUGGAGCAAUCCGCAGAAUAUGGAAUUAAGUCCGCUUCUGACCUAGAACUGGCAGUUGAAAAUGCCAUGGAUAUGUUGGUGGUUUCCUUCGGAGAACGAAUUUUGCAAGUGGUUUCAAAAAAAGUUCACGUUCAAGUAGACCCACGAUUGGCUUUCGAUACCCAGCGCAGCGUUUCCAAAGCGCUAAAAUUAUUGAAGAUGUUCGAGGACAAAGGUAUAGACCGAAGGAAAGUGGUGAUAAAAUUGCCAGCGACCUGGGAAGGCAUCCGAGCGGCUGGAAUAUUGGAGAAAACCCACGGAGUUAGCUGCAAUAUGACUACGAUGUUUAGUUUGGUGCAAGCAGCUGCUUGCGCUGAAGCUGGAGUGAGCUACUUAGCUCCUUUUGUGGGCCGGAUAAAUAUGUGGCACGAGGAAAAUGGAAGCGAAUUCGAUCGAGCUGGAGAGACCGUGUUGAAGAACAUACAAAACUACAUGAGGAAAUUCGGGUACAAGACCAAAGUUAUGGGCGCCUAUUUUGUUAACUCGGAGCAGAUUAAAGCUGUUUCUGGAUGCGAUUUUGUGACAGCUCCACUUUCGUUGAUUGAUGCCUUAAUUAAAGAUAAAGAAGUUGUAGACGAUAAAAUGGAUUCAAAGUUACCAGUCAAGAAACUCGAUAUAAAUGAAGAUACAUUUAGAUUUAUGCUGAACGAAGAUCAAAUGGCCACUAGUUUGCUAUCAGAGAUAAUUAGAAAUUUUUCAGCUGAUUACGGGAAGCUUAAGAAUAUUGUAAGAAAAGCUAUUUUAAGAAAAAAAUAAUACCUCAUUUGAUUAAAAUGUAGUUUUUAUUGCUAUAAAAUAUCAACAAUAAUUUCGAAUGUUUCGAAAAAUUUAUAACAAUGUACAUAAAAUAAAUAAUACUCGUA
Molecule: messenger RNA, 1089 nt
Organism: Phyllotreta striolata
Lineage: Eukaryota; Metazoa; Arthropoda; Insecta; Coleoptera; Chrysomelidae
Source: the annotation of a GenBank genome assembly